This is a messenger RNA of Drosophila navojoa, 4010 nucleotides long. It is a transcript of the gene M7BP, whose product is annotated as Myosin-7a binding protein. The record is from RefSeq and is a predicted model, not a curated record. Lineage: Eukaryota; Metazoa; Arthropoda; Insecta; Diptera; Drosophilidae.
CAGCAGCAACACCUUCACCUACAGCAGCAACACCUUCACCUACAACAUCUUCACCUACAACACCUACAACAACAACACCUGUGGACAGUCCCGCUCAGCAGCUGAACAACAGCGUCGACAGCGGCAUCGCCGUUCUCGACGUGGAUCAUCAGGCACUGAAGCGGCGUCAGCGUCUGCAGCAAUGCCAACGGAUUCUGCAGCUGCUGCAGCGCGAUCAGCCCACAUAUCAAGAGCUGCGCGAUAGAUUAAGCAAAUUAGUCAAUAAGAAGCCGAAGAAGUCGACAGCCAGCGAGGAGCAGUCCAACUGCAAUGUCUGCUGUGCAGAAUUGGAUUUGAGCAGUGCCAAAAACUUUGUCACAUGUUGCACGUGUGGCAAGCAGGUGUGUCGCGGCAUCAAGUGCGCCAAUUGGCUGCCCAAGGCAGCGCAAUGGGUGUGCGAAUUGUGCCACAGCUCGAAGCAGUCGCUGGAGCAAACUUCGUCCUGGGUGGCCGAGCAGAUGUCCUUCAAUCAGCAAAAGUUCGUCUAUCCAUUGCGAGCACGCAGCGAAAUCUAUAUACCCAUCAGCUCCGAACUCGCCGACAGCUCGAUGCAGUUCGAGAGCGUCAGUCAGGUUGGCAUGAACUCGACUAUAAAUGCGGAUGAGCGCAGCAGGAUUAGGGAAUAUGUUGAGGAAAUCGUAGCGGAAAUGCUCGGCGGUAAUCUCGAUCACAUCAAAGUCGGUCAAUUGUCCAAGAGCGAGAACUACCUGCAGCUGUUUGAUAAAUUUCAUGCGAAAUUAAGCAAUAUGUUUAUCAAUAUGGAGAACGCUUUGUGCGCACGUGCCUACAAAGGAGACUUGCCAGCCAUUGUCAAUGGCCAUAACAACAACAACAACAAUAACAGCAACAGCAACAACAAUAAUAACAACAAUGAUCAACUGGCUGACAUAUCUCAGACACGUCUGCGCACUCUCAUCGAGAGCAUCAUUGCGGAAACUCUGCGCAGCGGCAGCAACUCGCUCAUGACUCCAACGGGCGCCGUCUCUGAGAUUAGCUUGGAUACACGCUCCAAUGGGCAGCUAUCGGGCUUUCAUAAUAACAACAACAACAACAACAAGAGACGCCAUCGCACCGAACACUAUUUCGAGCCAAAAAUCUAUCAGGAUCUAUUGGCCACAGCGGUGCUGAAUAAGAUUGCGGACAAGGAGGGCAAUACGAGGCUUAUAUCGGAGAGUACGCCGGAUUUGAGUGCUCGCAACAUUGAUGAGAAUUACAAUGCGGAAGCUUUGAGCACUACGUCUGACAGUUCCAUUGAGCCGCGCAGCGAUUGCAGCCUAACGGAUCAUGAACUGGGACUCAAUACUGGCAAAUCCGAGAAAAUUGCUGGCUUGCAGUUGGAUCUGGAGCGUGAAUCGGUUUUGAGUGACUAUAUAGCUGCUCACAUGGUGCCAUUGCCCGAUUUUUCAGCGUCCGUUACCGAAUCAGAAGAUGAUAUUAUGUCCAUGACAUCGAGCAUGGUCGGCGAUGGCACCUGGGAGGAUAAUUGGCUGUUCAAAAAGAAGCGCAGCACCCUGCAAAGUUCGGCCACACCGAGCAGCAUUGGGAUGCUGGUGCCCGCUCCUAAAGAGAAUAUUCGUGCUCAGAUUGGUGAUCGAACGGCCGACGAGGUUAGCGAUCUGUCCGAAAUGGGUUCCGAUGCUGAGGAAACAUCCAUGGAUUUGUUGCGUUGCGACACUGAGCUGAAUGAUCGGCUCUUGAGCAAGCAUCUAAUCGGCGGACAGAAUACAAAACUAGUGCUGGAUGAGCUAGUGGAUCGCACAAGUUUGACCUCAAACACCUUGCCAGCGGAAAAUGAACCGGCUUUCACCGAGACCACUAAUCCGCUCGUUCAACAGCCCACGAAGACAUCGAAGCUGUUGGUACCGCCGCCUCCAACGAGUUUUCAAGAUGAUGAAGAAGAGAUAGAAGAUCCUGGCCAGAAACUCAUCGCAGCAGAUGACCUCAGCGAUCUCAGCGAGGGCAUAACAGGCUUCGGUGAUGUUGAAUAUCUAGAGGACAGUCAGUCACAUGAAAAUACUCCUUCGGUUAUUGAGAUACUAGCAGCCAUGGCACUGGGGCCCAUGCUCGCUGUUCCGGCAUCCGAUCAGCCUCCUGUUAUGACUGCCACGGAAAUUCAUACACUCCAGGAGCUGAGUGAUUUGGCUCUGGCCGAAAUUAACUCCCGCACAAUGGAGCUAGUUCAGCACUCUCUGGACAUUAUUGACGAGGAGGAAGGAGUCACGGAAGCACAAUCUACAUCUGAAGUCGCAAACUCUCAAACUGUUGCUACUGCCCAAGCUAUUCCACAGGUCGAGGAGAUAAUUAAAACACCCCAGGAUAUAGCUACCACCGAGGAGUCUUCAGUUAAAAGCAUAUCUAAAUUUCAAUUUCCCAAUAUUGAAAGCUCAGCAGAAACGGAACUUAAAUCUAAGCAAAUGUUAAUGUCUGCACACGCAAUUAAUGAAAUUGCUAGUGCAAUCAAUACACCAGAACCACAUUUCUCCGAUUCAGCUCCACACACAAACAAAGUUAGCGCUUUAAUUGGAGUAUUUGAAAUGCACGCAGCUCCACGAAGGUGUUCGCUACCCAUAAUUGAGAGAGGAACAGCUAAGACUGAAGAAGCUCUAGUAACUCCAAAGCAUAAAAUAACUCCAGCAAAACUCAGUGCUACUUCUGAAAAGGUUACUCCAGCAGGAGUAAGUGCCACUACUUGGAAAGUCCCAGCACCAGUGGUUGAACUUCCAAAGGAGGUAGCUCCAGUUGAUGUAACUGCUACUGAAGGGAAAUCUCCAGCACCAGUAGAGAAUAUUUCGCCAGCAGACAUACCUAUAGUUCCUGAUAAUAUUAGUACAGCUCAAUUAACAACGACUGAGGAAGUUGCUCCAGCUGAACUGAGUACAGCUCCAACGGAAUUCAGUCCAGUAGAGAUAACUGCUGCUGAAGUGAAAGCUCCUGCAGUAGCAACAGAGACCGUUUUUCCAAUUGAAGUAAUUGCAGCUCCAGUGGAAUUUACUCCAGAAACUGCUACAGAAGUUCCUGUAGUAACUGCACCUCCAGAGGAAGUUCCUUCAGCUGAAGUAACUGCUACUGCAGAAGAAAUUUUAGAAAACGAAGGAGUAGUAACUACAAAACAAGAAAUAACUCUCGUAGAAACAACUGCAGCGCCAGCUACUAUAGCUGAUGUAACUCUAGUUUCAGAGGAUAUUACUCAAGCAAAAGUAAUUGCUCCUGAAAAGGAAAGUUCACCAGCCACAACAGAUAUCCUUACAGCUGUAAUAACAGAAGUUACUUCACUAGAAAUAGCUGACACUCCAGUUAUAGCCUCUGAAGAAGUAUCUCCACUAAAUGUAAAUACAGACCCAGAGGAAGUUACUCUAGCCGAUGAAUCUACAACGCCAAAGGGAAUUAUUUUACAAAAUAAUAGUCCAGAAAAAGUUAUUCCAGCAGAAGUCACUACAGAGUUGGCUGCUGCAGCAGAAAAUACUUCCAUUAGAAAAGAAGUUACUCCAGCAGAAGUAACAACUGUUCCAGAUACUCAAGCAGCCGCUCCUUUAAAUACAGAGGAAGAAAAUUCAAAGGAAGUUACUAACGCAGAAGUCACUACAAUUCCAGAAGAAGUAACUCCAGCUGAACAAACUACAACUUCAAAGCAAACUACUCCAAAAGAAGUCACUACAGUUCCAGAAGAAGUUACUCCAGCUGGAGAAUCUACAGUUUCAGAGGAAACUACUCCUGCAGAAGUAUCUAUAGCUCCAGAGGAAGUUACUCCUGCAGAAGCAACUACAGCUCCAAAGGAAACUACUGCAGCAGAAAUAACUCCACCUCCAGAGGAAAUUAUUGCAGCAGAAAUAACUACAGCUCCAGAGGAAAAAACUCCUGCAGAAGUAACUACAGCUUUAGAGGAAGUUACUCCUGCAGAAGUAACUACAGCUCCAGAGGAAAUUACUGCAGCAGAAAUAACUACAGCUCCAGAGGAAAAAACUCUUGCAGAA